Messenger RNA from Trichomycterus rosablanca, 6016 nucleotides. RefSeq names its product nischarin (gene nisch). The record is from RefSeq and is a predicted model, not a curated record. Gene Ontology annotation, cellular component: cytoplasm. The transcript has 21 exons. NCBI's taxonomy places the organism in Eukaryota, Metazoa, Chordata, Actinopteri, Siluriformes, Trichomycteridae. Gene Ontology annotation, molecular function: phosphatidylinositol binding; integrin binding. The coding region runs from base 110 to 4348 and encodes 1412 amino acids.
ACAUGGAAGGAAGACGAUGGUUUAGAUGCAGAGCAGAUCUUCAUUAGCACUGCACUGUCACCUUCAGUUUUAAUAGAAUGCAGCAGAUUGGAGAUUUCACCAGGUGAAAAUGGAUUGUGCUGGGUUUCCGGAGCAAAACACAGACAGAAAUGUGUGUAUCGUCGGAUCUAAGCUGGUGGAGAACUACACUGUUUACAUUAUUGAGGUGGUCGUUGGAGACCACCGAUGGACCGUAGAGCAUCGCUACAGUGAUUUCCAUGACUUGCAUGAAAAGCUCACCUCAGAGAAGAAGAUUGACAAACAUCUUCUGCCACCUAAGAAGAUCAUUGGUAAAAAUUCAAAAAGCCUCGUGGAGAAGAGGCAGAAGGAGCUGGAGGUUUAUCUCCAGACUCUGCUCAGCAGAUUCCCUGUGGCCGUACCAAAAGUUUUAUCCAUCUUUCUACAUUUCCAUUUCUAUGAAAUUAAUGGCAUCGCUGCUGCACUGGCAGAAGAUCUGUUCCACAGAGGUGAACAGUUCUUGGCCGCUGGUGAAGUUUUCCUCCUGAAGCCUCUGCAGCUCUACGCCGUCACGCAACAGCUGAAACUGGCCAAGCCGACCUGCGCCAACGGAGAUGCCAAGGCCGAUCUGGGUCACAUACUGGACUUCGCUUGCCGCCUAAAAUAUCUCAAGAUCCCUGGAACAAAAGGAGCGGUGGGCACCAGCAAUAUUGAGGAAGAAAGUCUGCCCUUCGACCUCUCCGUCUUUAAAUCACUGCUUCAGAUUGAGAUGACUGAAUGCAGUUCGGGACAGAUAAAGGGAAUUUCUUCAUUAAAAUCCACUCUGGCUACACUCACUGUUCACAACUCAGCUGCAUCCAUGAAGGAAAUUCUGGUCCCAGAAGCAGCUGAAUUCGCUCAGUGGGAAGCUGAAGGUGUGGACAUCGACUGCACCGUGACCGCCAUCAUUCCAACCUGGAGGAUGUUGACCACUCUGGACAUGAGUCACAACGAUAUCUGCUGCAUCGACGAGUCUGUGAAACUGAUUCCUGCAGUCGAAUUUCUCGAUCUCAGUCACAAUUGUCUCUCUCUGGUGGAAAAUCUUCAGUAUCUGUACAAUCUCGUGCACUUGGACCUGUCCUGGAACAAGCUCACGGUCCUCCAGGGUGUUCACACCAAACUGGGCAACAUCAAGACCCUGAAUUUAGCCGGCAACCAGCUGGAGACGCUUUCUGGUCUCAGUAAGCUUUACUCCCUCGUCAAUCUGGACUUGAGCAGAAACAGAAUAGCACAGUUGGAUGAAAUUAAGCACAUUGGAACACUGCCCUGUCUGGAGAAACUUUCCCUCACCGAAAACCCCAUGUGCAUCAUUCCUGAUUACCGAACCAAAGUUCUGGCACUGUUUGGGGACCGAGCGUCAGAGGUGUGUUUAGACGGCACUGUAACCACCGAGAAGGAGCUGGACACUGUUGAAGUACUGAAAGCCAUUCAGAAAGCCAAAGAAGCCAAAGAUCGAAUGGCGACCAGUGAGAAAAAGGUUAGCGCCGUCCCCGUGCAUUCUGACGGAGGGGUGAAUGUUCCGUCCUCCGGUGCUGUCCCUGCUGCUCAGGCUUCCUCCUCUGCUCCUGCUCCUCCUGCUCCUCCUGCUGCUCCUCCUGCUGCUCCUGCACCCCACUGUUCCAACUCCAGCCAAGAACUAACCCGCAAAGAAGAAGCUUUUAUUGCCAAAGAAAUAUUAACUCAUGUGGAUUCUACACUCACCCAGCGAUGCUUUAAUAAUCAGACCUUGACUGACUUCACCCCUCAGGUUAAAACAUCUCUCACUACCUGUUUGUAUGAGAAAAACCCUUCUGAGCCGAAGGAUGAAAGUGACAGCUGUUUCUACUGUGAAAACCAGGACUCCUGGACUAAACGAUACUCCACACCAGUUCUUCCCUCCUCCUAUUUAUCCUACACCACCACCGACCUGGACUUCAUCACCCAGCUUUCCGAAUUAAUCCGUCGAGCCGGUGCAUCGAGAAAAACCUCGAACCCCGAAACCGUAACCGACCCUGUCGAGGUGACGGACCGAGGCAGCCCCGAUUCCAGCAGCAGUUAUUUCGAGAUGGGUCCGGAUCACAGUGACGACAUCAUGGGCUGCUCCUCAUCCACGACCCUUCAGGAGGAAUCGGAGACUCAGAACGUGGAAACCACAGACCCUCGGAUCGAUCUGCUAGUCUGGUGUUAUUGCAUAGCUGUGAAAUGUGAUGAAGGUCUGAAACAAAUGACCUGCUGUCUGGCAGCGACCGGGGACGCCUUGGUGCUGUUUCAGGUGCAGACCGGAGAACCUGCGUGCACCCUGCAGGAGUUAAUGGAGGGGGUCGAGAUCGCCCUUUUGGUGCCGUAUUUCGACAUCAAAGACGUUCAGAUCGACGUUCCGGACACUUGUGUGUCCCUGAGUUUAAAGUCCAGCGGUGCAAAAUGGUUCAUUUUCUCAGACGCUCAGAAUUUAAACGAGAUCCAUUCCCACCUAGACUCAGUCGUAGAUAAAACUCUGAGGAAUCCCGGCGGACCGGCAAACGUCCAACUGUUCGCUCAGCAGUUUUUAAACUCGUGGGAAAUCGACGAGAACGAAAGCGGAGCCAAAAGCGGACACUUGGCUCACGUCUUGAACCGCGCCUCGUUUAUCUCUCCCACUCAGGACCCCAAAAAUAACUCUGCCCCCCCUGACGUUUUAUCUUCGAUCCAGGAAAGCCAGACCUUCGUCCCUUUGAUGUUAUUCCUCACAACGCGGCAUCUCUGCAUCCUUAAGCUCGAUUUCAGGGCUCUGUCAGAGAAAGACGUGCGCUCCUGCACCAAAAUGACCCGGAUCCCCCUGGCGUCCGCCCUGAUUCACCCGAAACGAAGCCGCGCGGCUCAGGGCGGCUCCGAUGCCCAUCGGUUUUGCCACGCCCAUGUUCUGGAGAUCAUGGCAGGUCACGAACGACUGGCUGUCAUCUUCGCUCUUCCGCACGACAAGUUCCUGUUCCUCGGUCAGUUCGCUCAGUUCCGCGCCGGCCUGCGAGACAUCAAGACCGUCGCCCUGCUGCAGAACGGUCAGCGCCGGUGGAGAGCGGGCAGCACACCACAGGGUGAUUCUGCAACAACUCAUUUAAGUGUCCAUCAGGAGGUGCAGAAGUCUCAUUUGACGCUGUCUCUUCUGUACCCAUCCGAGUCUCUGGUCCAGCAGCUUUCAGAGGAGAACCAGUGUCCCUCUCACCUCUCUCUGUCAUCGUCUCUUCAGUACCUGUCCUCGCUGAGGGGUCACGAGCUCGUCGCUUUCUUCCAUGAUAACAUUGCAGAGGUGGAGAAUGAAGAGCUGAAGCACAUACUGUGGACGUCUGUGCUCUUCUAUAAGUCUCCUGAUGUGGAGCUCUCCGCCUGUGUCAUGCUGUCCACAAAAGCUGUUUACUUCAUCCUUGAUGAUGUAGCUUCCACUCUCGGUGAUCAGACUAUGACGUGGACCUGGCACCCAUCAGAGCACGAGGAGCCGGAUUUCCUCCUCACGUUCUGCUUCGUGAUGAAGCUGCAUGAACUGCAGUGUGUGAACGUGGGACUGUUUGACCAGUACUUCAGAAUGGUGGGGGCGUCACCGGAGCACAUCAUCUCCUGCCUGACCAGAGAGAGCUACAGCACACAUCACUUCCUCCAGCAGCUGAUGAGCGUGCUGUCCUUACUGGAGAAAGCGCCCUCGCCAGAGCCCUCCGAGCAAGACUUCUACACGCAGUUCGGCAAAAAGAGCACCGGUAAAAUGGAAAACUACGAGCUGCUCCACUCGAGCCGGGUGAAGUUCAUGUACCCGAGCGAGGAAGAAAUCGGUGACCUGACCUUCAUCGCGGCGGAGAGGAAGGGCCCGCAAGGACCCGCGCACUCGUUCAACGUCCUCUUCUACGCCCUGGCGUUCCAGGUGCAGAGCGGACCGGGCGCGGUGGCCGAGCUGCACCCCAAAAGCCUGGUGCUGAGCGGCACCCACGUCUUCCUGCUGGACGAGGACUACAUCAGCUACCCGCUGCCCCAGUUCGCCAAAGAACCUCCGCAGAGGGACAAGUACGGGCUCACGGACGCGCGACGGAUCCGGGACCUGGACCGGGUGCUCAUGGGAUACCAGCCGUACCCGCAGGCGCUCACGCUUGUGUUCGACGACGUCCCGGGGCCCGACCUGCUGUGCCACCUCACCAUGGAUCAUUUCUCCGAGGAGAGGCGGAGCGCGCGGGGCGGCGACGGGGCCGAGAGCGAGGUGCAGUGGUGCAUUUUCGUGCCCGGGGCAGACAGCAGAGAGAGGCUGAUCUCACUCCUGGCUCGCCAGUGGGAGGCGCUGUGCAGUCGGGAACUCCCACUAGAGCUGACCGGCUGAAGAGCUGCCGUUAUCGUUCAGUACCAGCAGAUUGCUGGGCUGUUUUCGUUUUAGCUACAUGGGGGGCAUUUUUAUGCUUGUUAUUGGAUGUCCGACAAGCCCGUGGUCAGUUGGGAGCAUCGUUUUGACCGUAUAGAGUGCAAGAAGUAAACAGACUUCCCAUUCGAUCCACUGCUGGGGUUUUUAAUAUCGUGAGCAGCGUGAUAUUGAAGUGUGGGUCAUAUUUCUGAUUUUAGAACCCUGUGAAACACACAGAACCAUCAGCCCUGGUGGAAUUUGUGUAAGUUGGUCACGGAGCUCUGAGUGGGCUGAUGUGAGACGAUGUGAUCUGAGGUUAAAACUAAAAAUCCCCAUUUGAUAAAAUAUUUUGUGUGUUUAGUGUUUUUUUUAAUUAUAUUUAUUUACUCCUGUGUUGUUAGCAACCAUUCAGAGCAAACCUGAGGCAAAAAUAUAUAUAUUAUCCUGAUCAGUGAAGCACAGCAUCCAAUGAAAUUGAUCUUAUUGCACCAUCCUUCCAAAUAAGGAUCCACUACCUCUUUUAGAAAUGUAUUUAUUUUAAUUUAAAUUUUAUCAGGAUUAUAACGUCGUGUUUUACACACUUUGGUUACACCCAUGACAGGACAGGUAGUUCCUGCUUACACAAGAUUCAUCAGUUCACAAGUUUUUUAAUGUUAAACACAGUCACUGACAAUUUAGUAUCUCUAAUUCACCUCACUUGCACGUCCCAUACCGACACGGGGAGAACAUGCAAACUCCACACAGAAAGGACCCGGACCGCUCCACCUGGGAAAUGCUGUGAGGCGACAGUGCCACCCACCGAGCCACCAUGCCGCCCAUUAAAAAAAUUACAGGGCGGAAAUCCAAGGCCGGGCUUCGUCCCCUGACCUGGCCGGUCGAUAGCACUGCUGAGAUUCUAACCCGGCUCUCGGUGGCGGUGAGUUAGCGUAAUAUCCCACUGCUCCACCGGAGUUGUAAAACUAUUGUUAUAAAUCUUAAUGAAUCUUUUCUAAACGUUCUUGUAUUUUGAUUUAUUCUUUUAAUUGUUUUUUGCCAACCUAAUUCUCCUGAUCAGGGCUGCAGUGGAUUCAGAAUCGGCUUUUUUGCAUUGUACUUAACCCUUAAUUUUAUUUCUCCUUAACAAAAUUAGCACCACUAUUCUAUUGUAAACUAUUUAACUUUUUUACACCCAUGUACAAACCCAUUUCUCAAAAGUACUUUUUUGUAAAAUGCCAGAAUUUGUGAUUUGUUGAUUCUUUUGAACCACUUGGGUCUCGUCACCCCGUUCGGAUAGAUGACGACGUUUAUUCCGACGUUUUUAGCGCUUCACGUGAAUCUAUAAACUGACCUGAACGCCUGCAACCUACAGGAGUGAAAGCUAAAGCUAACGAGGACACACACACACACACACACACACACUUUCUAUCACUACUUGUCAAACUGUUUAAACACAAAGCAUCAUGGGACGUUAGAGUGUAUGGAGUCCACGCUAGUGUAAUAUUUUCUUUCUCUUAUCAGGCCUGUGCGCGUGUUUUCUGGCUGCUUUCCUGUUAUUUAUCCGCUGCUGCGCACAACCGAGCGAGCGAACGCCGUGUGGUGUUUAACAGAGUAUUUUAUUGUGUUUUAUUCUGAAUUCUGUGGAUCAGUUUUAAAUAAAGAAUUUCAUAACCA